Molecule: messenger RNA, 1830 nt
Organism: Canariomyces notabilis
Lineage: Eukaryota; Fungi; Ascomycota; Sordariomycetes; Sordariales; Chaetomiaceae
Product: glycoside hydrolase family 13 protein
Exons: 8
Coding region: 1-1830 (609 amino acids)
Biological process (GO): sucrose catabolic process; maltose catabolic process
Molecular function (GO): sucrose alpha-glucosidase activity; oligo-1,6-glucosidase activity; glucan 1,4-alpha-maltotriohydrolase activity
Source: RefSeq, a predicted model, not a curated record
AUGCCUAGCACAUCAGGACGGCCUUGGUGGAAGGACGCCGUCUGCUAUCAGAUCUACCCCGCCUCGUUCAAGGACUCCAACGGAGAUGGCCUAGGAGACAUACCCGGCAUCCUUAGCAAAAUAGACUACCUAAAGGAUCUCGGGGUUGACGCCAUAUGGAUUUCGCCCAUGUUUGACAGUCCACAGGUGGAUAUGGGAUAUGACAUCUCCGACUACGAGAAGGUCUAUCCUCCGUAUGGCACCAUCAAGGACAUGGAGGAGCUUAUAAAAGCUUGCCACGACAGGGGCAUGAAAAUAAUCUUGGACCUCGUCAUCAACCACACUUCGGACCAGCACGCUUGGUUCAAAGAGUCAAGGUCUUCAAAGGAUAACCCGAAGCGCGACUGGUACAUCUGGAAGCCUCCUCGAUAUGCUGAAGACGGCACGAGGCUGCCACCAACGAAUUGGAGGAGUUACUUCUCUGGACCGGCCUGGGAGUAUGAUGAGCGCACGGGCGAGUACUACCUCCAUCUAUUUGCCAAGGAGCAGCCAGACCUCAACUGGGAAAAUGAGGAGACCCGGAAAGCCAUAUACGACAGCGCCAUGCGCUUCUGGCUCGAAAAGGGCGUUGAUGGCUUCCGUGUCGAUUGCGUAAACAUGUACUCCAAGGGGGUCGAAUUCAAGGACGCCCCCAUCGUCGACGCAAAUUUCUACGAACAGCCCGCGUGGGUGUACUACGCCAACGGACCCAGGAUCCACGAGUUCCUCAGGGAGAUGAACGAGAAGGUGCUCAACGCCUACGACACCGUCACCAUCGGCGAGCUGCCACACACGCCGGACCCCAAGAAGGUGCUGCAGUACGUGGGCGCGAGCGACAAGCAGCUGAGCAUGGUCUUCCAGUUUGACAUAGUCGACAUCGGCCAGGGCCGCGAGCACAAGUACCAUUUCCAGGAAUGGAAGCUCCCGCUGUUCAAGGGCAUCGUGGCCAAGUGGCAGCAGUUCAUUGAAGGCACCGACGGUUGGACGACGGUGUUUUGCGAGAAUCACGACAGCCUACCUACCUACCCUCAACAACAAUACCCUAUGCUCACCACCAAAAAAAACCCCUUGCAAACAGACCAAGGCCGCUCGGUAAGCCGGUACGCCUCGGACGCACCUGAGCACCGAGAGCACUCAGCCAAGCUGCUCGCCCUACUCCUCUGCUCUUUAACGGGCACGCUGUUCCUGUACCAAGGCCAGGAGAUCGGCAUGGUCAACGUGCCGCGCGACUGGCCCAUCGAGAGCUAUCGGGACAUCGAGUCGGUCAAUUUUUAUCAUGCCAUGGCGGCCGCGACCAACAACGACCCGGCCGAGCUCGACUAUGUCAUGCGCAGCCUGCAGAUCCUGGGGCGCGACAACGCCCGCCUGCCCAUGCAGUGGGAUGGGGAUAAGGCUUAUGCUGGGUUUACCGACAGUGAAAAGGGCCCCUGGAUGCGGGUGCAUGACCUGUUCAGGGAGAUUAACGUUGCUAGGCAGCUGAGGGUAGGGGACAAGUCGGUGCUUGGGUUCUGGAGGAGGAUGAUCAGGUUUAGGAAGGAACAUGCCGCGGUGCUGGUGCAUGGCGAGUUUGAGGCGUUUGGAAUGGAGGAUGAGAAGACGUUUGUGUUUGGGAAGAAAGGUGGAAAGGAUGGGGAGAUGAGGGCGGCCGCGGUGUUGAACUUUUCUGGGGAGGAGCAGGAGGUUGAGCUGCCCAAUUAUGACGGGCUGGUGUUUGCGGUUGGGAGCUAUGAUGAUGGUGUUGAUGAGGGAGCUGGCGGGAGAGUGAAGAAGUUAAGACCGUGGGAGGGAAGGCUCUAUUUGGCUGGUUGCUGA